Molecule: messenger RNA, 4248 nt
Organism: Aspergillus lentulus
Lineage: Eukaryota; Fungi; Ascomycota; Eurotiomycetes; Eurotiales; Aspergillaceae
Product: extracellular endo-inulinase inu2
Biological process (GO): sucrose catabolic process
Cellular component (GO): cytoplasm
Molecular function (GO): sucrose alpha-glucosidase activity
Source: RefSeq, a predicted model, not a curated record
AUGACCUUCUUCUUCUUUGCCUCUGUUCUUGCUGUCGGGCUUUCUCUUUUGCAGCCCGUGGGUGCGCAAACCUACAAUGAACUCUACCGACCUCGUUAUCAUUUUACCCCAGCCAACAACUGGAUGAACGAUCCAAAUGGUCUUCUAUAUCAUAAUGGUACUUACCAUCUGUACUACCAAUACAACCCUGGAGGAGACACUUGGGGAGCCAUGUCAUGGGGUCAUGCUACGAGCGAUGAUCUGACCCACUGGAAGCACCAACCUGUUGCCCUGCUUGCGCGCGGAUACCCCGAUAAUAUCUCCGAGAUGUUCUUCUCUGGGUCCGCUGUUGCUGAUACCGAUAAUACGAGCGGGUUCGGUACAGACGGAAUUGUCCCAUUUGUGGCAAUGUACACCUCCUAUUAUCCCGCGUCCCGCAAUCUACCCAGCGGCAAGGCAGUCAAUGGUGGACAGCAAGCUCAAUCGAUUGCCUACAGUCUAGACGAGGGUCUCACAUGGACGACCUACGAUGCGGCUAACCCCGUCAUUCUUAACCCGCCAGCACCUUACGCAGAUCAGUGGCGUGACUUCCGGGACCCAUUUGUAUUCUGGCACCAGCCAACCCAGAAAUGGGUCUCGGUCAUCUCGUUGGCCCAGCUCCACAAGUUGCUCAUCUAUACCUCGCGGAACCUCAAGGAGUGGACGUACACCAGUGAGUUCGGCCCAAUGAACGCAGUCGGGGGUGUCUGGGAGUGUCCCAGCAUCUUCCCGCUGGCCCUUGAUGGGAGCGAGGCCCAGACCAAAUGGGUCGUACAGAUUGGACUCAACCCCGGAGGACCACCUGGAGUUGUCGGAUCAGGAACACAAUACAUAAUCGGCAGUUUCAAUGGCACGGCAUUCGUUGCCGACCCCGACACUCCGUCUCCGUCUACAACCCCCACCUCCGUGUUGACGCCCACUACUACGAGUACCCAAACAUCCUCUACCUGCCCCUGCCCAGGAGAAACUGCAGUGACAGGGAAUGUCAUAUUCCAAGAUUUUGAAGGUUCUGGGGAUUUUGCGUCUCUCGGCUGGGUUGCCACAGGGGGAUUAGUCGGGGCAGCACCGGCUCAGGGAACUCUUUCCGGACAGCAAACCGUCUCCGGAUAUGCUGGCGCUCGCCUUGUCAAUACGUUCUUGAACGGUGAUUCAACUACUGGCACCCUCACCUCGCCGUCCUUCACAAUCACUCAGCCACUUAUCAACUUCCUCAUUGGCGGCGGUAACGCACCAGGAGCCGAAUGCAUCAACUUGAAGAUCGCGGGGCAAAGCCAAGCCGUGCGCACUGCCACUGGCCGCAAUGAGGAAACGCUUCUGCUGCAAACUUGGGAUGUUGCUGAGUAUAUCGGACAGACUGCCGUCCUUGAGAUUGUGGAUCAGCAAACGGGUGGUUGGGGACAUAUCCUCGUUGACGAGAUUACCUUCACUGGGGAUGCCACCCCUCCCGCGUCCAUCGAAGAUGUUGCGUUUAAUUUCAAUGGGACCGGUACUUUUGAGAGUCGUGGGUGGACCGCCACUGGAGAUCUUGUCGGGAAGAGCCCGUCCCAGGAUACGCUGCCGGGACAGCAGGUGGUGUCUGGGUAUCGCGGAAACUUCGUCAACACGUUUUACAAUGGCGAUGCGACGACUGGAACACUGGUCUCGCCCGCGUUUACAAUUACACAAAAGAGGAUCAACUUCCUCAUUGGUGGUGGGAAUGCUCCCGGUGUGCAAUGCAUCAACCUCAGGGUCGAUGGCAACGUCGUCCGCACCGCCACGGGCAGUGAUAGCGAGCAGCUCCUGCCAACGAGCUGGGACGUCACGGACUUAAUUGGCAAGAGUGCAGUUAUUGAAAUUGCAGAUCUCAGCACGACCGGCUGGGGCCAUAUUCUGGUGGAUGAAAUCUCCUUCUCGGAUGUAUCGGCUGAGCCACGAGGGACCAACUGGCUGGACUGGGGGCCUGACCACUAUGCUGCGGCUUCAUUCAAUGGGCUUGCCUCUGCAGACCGCAUCAACAUUGCCUGGAUGAAUAACUGGCAGUACGCGGCCAGCAUCCCUACCUCUCCAUGGCGCAGCAUGUUGUCCAUCCCUCGGAAGCUGUCACUCAAGACCAUCAACGGAUGGCCAACGCUCAUCCAGCAACCCGCUGCCAACUGGGCCAGUCUACAAACAGGGACAUAUUCCGAUGCUCUAACCACCGUACCUCAAGGAACACAAUCCAUUCCGCUCUCUGGGAAGUCCCUGGAUAUCACCGUGGCAUUCUCCCACCGGAACUCGGCAUCUCCAGCUCAGUUUGGCGUCCUCCUCAGAGCAACCUCUGACCUGACACAGCAAACCCGGGUUGGGUACGAGUUCAGUACGAAAAGAAUGUUUGUCGAUCGAACCAAGUCGGGAAAUGUCGGCUUUGACGGGACAUUCUCCAAUACGUACUACGCGCCUCUAGAACCCGGCAGUGACGGCAAGGUCACUCUGCGCAUCCUUCUUGAUUCCUCUUCGGUUGAAGUCUUUGGUGGCCAAGGCGAGGUCACCUUGUCGGCGCAGAUCUUCCCCCAAGACACGGGCGCCGAUGUCCGGCUGUUCUCAACCGAGGGAAGUACAAGUGGGAUCACGAUUGAUGCAAAGAUUCUGGCGUCCGCGUUUGAUGCGCCCACCAGCAGCAGCACGACCAGCACGGCACUGAGCACGACACUCAGUACGAGAGGAGUUAGUACAAAUAUCACAAGCACAAGCACAAGCACAAGCACCGCCACUCAGCCUUCCGCUACAGUUCCUGUCGACUUCCGUCCUGUUUUCCACUUUGUGCCAGAGCAGAAUUGGAUGAAUGAGCCCAACGGCCUGAUCAAGAUCGGGUCCACGUGGCACUUGUUCUUUCAACAUAAUCCCACUGGGAACUUCUGGGGCAACCUCAGUUGGGGCCAUGCGACCAGUACAGAUCUGGUCUCCUGGAGUCACAAACCAGUUGCUAUCUCCAGUGCGGAUGGAAUUCAGGCAUUCACUGGGUCCGCAUAUUUUGACCCGCAGAACCUUUCGGGACUGGGAUCCGCCUCGAACCCUCCGUAUCUCGCCUUCUAUACUGGCUACUUUCCCUCGACUGGAGUGCAGGACCAGCGGCUUGCAUACAGUCUUGACCAGGGCGCCACAUGGAUCAAAUACCCAGGAAAUCCAAUUAUUCCAAAAACGCAGGAAGAACCGCAUGAUAGCACGAAGGGUCUGGAGAUCCGGGACCCCAAAGUGUUUUACCAUACUCCAUCAAGCAGAUGGGUGAUGAUCCUCGCACACGGCGGCCAGAAUAAACUCACAUUCUGGACGUCAAGUGAUGCCAAAGCCUGGACCUGGAGAAGUGACUUCACUGCCAGUAACAUUCCAAACUUACCCAGCGGAAUCAACGGGUGGGAGGUGCCGGACUUUUUCGAACUCCCAAUCAAAGGCACAACGCAGAAGAAAUGGGUUCUUGUCAUUACCCCUGCCACUGGAUCACCCGCCGGCGGCAAUGGCGUCUUCGCAGUCACGGGCGCCUUCGACGGUGCGGUAUUCACCGCAGACCCUGUUCACCCCAGCGCAUUCUGGCUCGACUACGGGCGCGACUUUGACGGGGCGCUCACGUGGGAAAACGUCCCUGCAUCCACGGAUGGCCGGAGGAUCCUCGCCUCCGUGAUGAACAGUUACGGCGGAAACCCUCCAACAAACACCUGGAAGGGAAUGCUGUCGUUUCCCCGCACACUAGAGCUUCAGCAGCUGAACAGUGGCAAGCUGCGGUUCGUGCAACAGCCCGUCGAUGAAAUCGACGCGUACGCGUGGCCAGUCGCAAAUCUCACGAAUGCAACCAUCGCCCCUGGACAGGCGUUGCUUUCCGACAUCCACUCCCGGACGCUCGACAUCAAGAUGACUUUCGUACCUUCCCCCGGUUCUACGCUUUCUCUCGCUGUUCGCAAGGCAGGCUCUCAGCAGACGCUUAUCAGGUACGUGCAGAGCUCUCAACAGCUCUCCGUCGAUCGUAAUGCGAGUGGGGAUAUCUCGUACGAUCCCGCAGCUGGCGGCGUCCACACUGCUACUGUGCAGCCUGGUGCGAAUGGCGAGGUCCACUUGCGUGUCUUGGUUGAUACGUGCUCUCUCGAGGUCUUUGGCGGGCUAGGCGAGGCGGUAAUCUCGAACUUGAUCUUCCCUGACGUGUCCGCGGACGGUGUAUCUCUGGAGGUUUCUGGGGGCAAUGUGGUUUUUGGGUCGGUGGAGGUGCGCAAGGUCCUUCUUUGA